AUGGGUGAGGCAGACAGCUACGCCAACGGCGGCAACGAACGAGGUCCGCCGCAGCAAUGGGGACAACAACAGCAAUAUGGUCAGCCCUAUGGUCAACAGCCUUAUGGCCAGCAGCCAUACCAACAGCAAUAUCAACAGCCGCCGCCGCAAGACUAUUACAACCAGUCUCAACCUCAGAACCAGAAUGGAUAUCAGCCGGAGCCGCAACAGCAGCACCCUGAUCAGUAUGGCGCCCCGCCGCCAUACAGCUACAACCCACCCAAGGGCAAUGAUCCGAAUUACUCCUUUGACCAGGCGUUCAAGGUUGCAAAGCCCAAGUGGAAUGAUCUAUGGGCUGGCAUUCUGCUCAUCCUCGUCUUUCUCGGCUUCAUCGCCGUUUCCGUCAUCUCGAUUCGAGGGUACGUCACCGGAUCGCAAGGCAACGGUAUCUACGGCGGAAAUAAUACUUUCUCCCUGAACAAUAAUACCAUUAUCCUUUUCGCAUUUGGCCUGGUGGUUGCCUUUGUACUGUCGUGGGGUUACGUCACGGUUGCGCGUGUGUUCCCCAAGCAGUUCAUCUGGGUCACGGGCAUUCUCAACAUUUGCUGGGCUAUCGGGACGGCCAUUUAUUAUCUCUACAAGAAGUAUUGGUCUGCGGGCAUAGUCUUCCUUAUUUUCGGACUCUUUACGGCCUUUGCGUUUUAUACCUGGAUCCCCCGCAUUCCAUUCUCGGCCUUGAUGCUCAAGACCAGCAUCAAUGUCAGCAAAAAGUAUGGCCAUGUCUACUUGGUUUCCCUAAUUGGCGGACUCUUUGCUACGGCAUUUGCUGCAUGGUUCUCGGUCACCCUCACGGCAGUUUACGUCACCUACGAACCUUCGGCCAACAACCCAAAAUGCGGCUCAGAUGGAAAUGGCUGCAGCAAUGCUACUCUUAUUGGUUUGACUGUUUUUAUUACUUUUGCCAUGUAUUGGAUAUCAGAGUGGCUCAAGAACACGAUUCACACAACCAUUGCCGGGGUGUAUGGUACUUGGUAUUUCUGCGUGCACAACUUCCCCAAGGGUGCGACUCGCGGAUCUGCCAAGCGUGCACUUACCUACAGCUUCGGUUCCAUCAGUCUUGGUAGUUUGCUCGUUGCCAUCGUUCAGUUCUUGCGCCAGCUAUGCUCCAUUGCUAGACAGCAGUCCAUGGACGGAGGUGGCGUUGCGGGCAUUAUUGGAUAUGUCAUUUUCUGCAUUCUUGGCUGCCUUAUCUCCCUCCUAGAGUGGGCGCUUGAGUUCCUGAACAAAUAUGCCUUUUGCCAUAUUGCGUUGUAUGGAAAGGCAUAUUUCCCUGCUGCCAAGGAUACCUGGAACAUGAUCAAAGAUCGCGGAAUUGACGCACUGAUCAACGAAUGCCUCAUUGGUCCUGUUCUGUCUUUCGGUGCCAUGUUUGUCGCCCUUGCAACGGCUCUCCUCGCUUAUUUAUAUCUUCAAUUCACCGACCCGGCCUACAAUAGUAGUGGUAGCUUCACAGCAGUCAUCAUGGCAUUCGCGUUCCUCAUUGGCUUCCAAAUUGCCCUCAUCUUUACGACGCCGAUCUCGAGUGGCAUCGACACGAUUUUCGUGGCGGCUGGAUGGGACCCCCAGGUCAUGAUCAAUGAUCAUCCUGAGCUGUAUCAGGAGAUGGUGAGGUUGUAUCCCAAGGUGCAGCAGGCUAUUCAAGUGCGGCGAUAG
Pochonia chlamydosporia 170 is the source of this 1692-nucleotide messenger RNA. RefSeq names its product protein PNS1. Lineage: Eukaryota; Fungi; Ascomycota; Sordariomycetes; Hypocreales; Clavicipitaceae. The record is from RefSeq and is a predicted model, not a curated record. The coding region runs from base 1 to 1692 and encodes 563 amino acids. Gene Ontology annotation, biological process: transmembrane transport. Gene Ontology annotation, cellular component: plasma membrane. Gene Ontology annotation, molecular function: transmembrane transporter activity. The transcript is spliced from 3 exons.